AACUGAAUAUUUAAAAAACGUAUAUUGGGGCUAUUUUUAUUCAAUUUAAUUUGAUGGUUGACAUAACAUCAAUCAAAUUUUUGCACAUCAUGAGUGUGCUUUCUUAAAUAAUCGCUGUUAUACAAUACGUCAGUUAUAUUUUUAUAGUACCGCGAUUUACAUUUUUAAUAUUACAAUGCUACCUCAAUCACAGAUUACAUACCGCAGGAACUCGAUCUGUAUAGUUCUGAUCAGAUGUCAUUGCCAUGACAUAAAUUUUAUAUAUAAAUGAGGACCAACCACAUAUUACCUUUGCCAAUUAAGUCAGAACCGUAUAUCUGAAUUUUACGUAAGUCUUUAAACAGCACAAGAUAAUAAAUUUGUAUGAUUUAUCUGCAGAACACGAGGUUCCUUCCAAUGUCCUGCAGUCCCGCAGACUGAAGGUGGCGUCUUUGGCAAAGACGCCACUCUCUGGUGCCGCACUGCAUUGUGGGUAUGUCAGUUCUGAUCAUAUAGGUCUAGGUGCGGCUCAGUCAUGUUGUCAGAAGAGAUCCUGUGCGGCACACGGCAGGUCAUCGCAGGGUUAGAGGCUCUACGGGGGGAGAACCAAAGCCUCCUCGACAGCCUACAGGAGAUCCUGCAGCACCGGCCAGCCAGUGAGACCGGGAGCGUGGAACAGGAGAAGCAUGGUCUUAUCCAGCAGUCACUGGACAGGAUUGAGCUCGGUCUGGGGGAAGCUCAGCUGAUGGUGGCCCUGUCGGCACACCUCGGCUCCCUGGAGGCAGAGAAGCAGAAGCUUCGGGCUCAGGUCCGCCGGCUGUGCCAGGAGAACCAGUGGCUGCGCGAUGAGCUGGCCGGCGCCCAACAGCGGCUGCAGGAGCUGGAGCAGCAUGUGGUCGCCCUGGAGGAGCAGAACCAGCACCUGCAGUUCAUGAGCAGCAUUCGAAAAUACGACCAGGACGAGUCGCCGUUGGAUGAUAAAGAAACCGUCUCUUCUAAGGAAUCCCUAGAUGAUCUCUUCCCUACGGAUGAGGAGGAACAGUCACAGAUCUCCCGGCAGCACAGCAGCGCGGUCAUGGCUGCCCAGCAAGGAGGGUAUGAGAUCCCCGCCCGCUUGCGUACCCUACAUAACCUGGUGAUCCAGUACGCUUCCCAGGGCCGGUAUGAGGUGGCCGUGCCCCUGUGCAAGCAGGCUCUGGAGGACUUGGAGAAGUCCUCGGGCCAUAUCCACCCCGAUGUGGCCACCAUGCUUAACAUCCUCGCCCUGGUCUACAGGGAUCAGAAUAAGUAUAAAGAGGCAGCCAACUUGCUGAAUGAUGCACUGGCCAUACGGGAGAAGACCCUAGGCAUAGACCACCCCGCAGUGGCGGCCACCCUCAACAACCUGGCAGUUUUAUACGGCAAAAGGGGCAAGUUCAAGGAGGCGGAGCCCCUGUGCAAGAGGGCACUGGAGAUCAGAGAGAAAGUGCUGGGAAUGGACCAUCCAGAUGUAGCCAAACAGCUAAACAACCUGGCCUUGCUGUGCCAGAACCAAGGGAAAUACCAAGAGGUGGAACAGUAUUACGAGCGUGCCCUGCAUAUCUACGAGAGUUGCUUGGGGCCAGAUGACGCCAACGUGGCCAAGACCAAGAACAACCUGGCCUCCUCUUACUUAAAGCAAGGGAAGUACAGACAAGCUGAGGCCCUUUACAAGGAGAUCCUGACCCGGGCCCAUGAGAAGCAGUUUGGAUCAGUCGAAGGGGAUGGCAGCUCCAUGUGGUUCAGCACAGACGAGGGAAUCUGCCGACAGGACGGACUGGGCAGCCUGAAGCGCAGCGGCUCCUUCACCAAACUGCGGCAGUCCAUCCGGAGGAGCAGCGAGAAGCUGGUGCGCAAGCUGAAGGGAGUCGGGGCAGAGGACGCCGCUGCUCCUACUCCAGGAAUGAAAAGGGCCAAUUCCCUUAAUGUGUUGAACGUUGGCGUACGAGAGAACCAGGAUGCGGCCCAGAGUCCUAGCAGCUUGACAGACUCUCGGACCCUGAGCUCCAGCGCCCAGAGUCUGGCUCGUCGUGCAUCCCUGACUGGAACCAGAUAGUAGCUCACCUGGCAACCUUUGACCCGUAACUCUGGACCUGUGUUUGUGAGUGGACCGCUUCCUGCUUAAGACCCUCUUAUCUCCUAAACCUUCACUUGUCCCACUGGAUUAUCUGUACCAAGACACAAAAGAAUCCUGGUGAAUGGCCCUGCUGGUCCCACAGGGGCAGCGGGAUCUUGUGGGAUAAGUGCAGGAUUCAGCCCCAUUUCACAGACAAGAAGCCAGUUGUGUGGGUAAAUCUGAUUGGAUUAUUUAACACAAAUGUUAUUCAGCAAGGGAAGGACUGUCUGUGGACUCGCACUGGUUGAAUUUCAUGUGCUACUGGUUCACUAAACCAUGUGGGUCAAAUAACCAAAAGAAAAUAGGUUACGUCAGCACUGUUUGUAGGGCAGAUUCACCAGCACUGGAAAAAGGCAGGGUCUUAACCAACCAGUUGAGUAUUCUCUGGCUGUGCCUCGUUAUAAUUAACUGAUUGGUUGAAACAAAAUCUUGAUCUGGAUUUUUACUUCUUGGACCUGAACUUUCCACCUCUGCAAAUAAUUUCAUUUUACUUUUUUUUGCUCAAUUCAAUUAUGCAAUCAUGACUUUAAAAAUAUUAUUAUUAAGUUCAGUGGUAACUGAAAGUAAGUGUUUGUCAUUUUAGGAAAAGUUUAAUUCAAACUUUUUUUAUAUUUUACUCAUAUUUUGAUAUUUUAAUUUUUUAAAUUCUUGUUAAAAUGACAUAUAAAGCACAAUUAACUCUCAAGCCUACAACAAUAAAAAGAAACUAGGUCCGGUUUCAUAAAUCAAAUGCUUUUUGCUGUAUUCUUGUAGCGACCUAGCAGAGAAGAAAAUUAACAGACUACUUGUACAAUGUUUAAAAUGUUUUUGAAUUUUAAAAUAAAUCCCUACCUUAUAUUUCAGUACAAACAUUUCAGCGAGCUGGUUCCCUCACCACUGCACCCCUUGAAACACACUAUUGCUAUAAAACUGAAAUGACCUGGUUAGUACUUUCACUGUGGUAUUUUUAGUCGCACUGGCACUGCCUCAUGUACAUUAAAAAUGCAGUCUCAUCAAAUGUGUUGUACUAUUUAAAAAAUGUCACAAUUUUCAGAAACAAACUACAUUACUAAAUCAGGAUACUGAUCUUCAGUUGAGUGAACAAAUAUUGAUAGUCCCCAUAUUUUACGAACCCCAGCUUUGUCUGAUGUAAUCCUGCAGGCAGCCCCGAUGUCUGGUAACAUUAACUUACCCAGCUUUCAAAUCCACAGCCAGACAAGCCGAUUAGAUUACAGACCAUGAUUUCAGCAGCUCUGUUGUGCUGGUUAAAUAUGUAGCACUUCAAGGAGCAGGAAUUCAGUUCCUGAUAACUGAUCCGAGUAGAACGUAACAGAAGAGCCAUAUAAGUGGGAA
Paramormyrops kingsleyae is the source of this 3445-nucleotide messenger RNA. It is a transcript of the gene klc3, whose product is annotated as kinesin light chain 3. Gene Ontology annotation, cellular component: kinesin complex; cytoplasm. Lineage: Eukaryota; Metazoa; Chordata; Actinopteri; Osteoglossiformes; Mormyridae. The record is from RefSeq and is a predicted model, not a curated record. Gene Ontology annotation, biological process: microtubule-based movement. Gene Ontology annotation, molecular function: kinesin binding.